ACUGGUCACACCGAAGGUGAAGGCUGCGAACAUAUAUUCUCAUCAUCGAAUGAGCUCGCACGGAGUACGCAACAUGCUAGUCCUUUCCAUCGGCAUCAGUCUAUUGAGAAACAUUUCAACUUCUGGGAUGCCAAUAAAUAUGCCGCCUUGAGUAAG
Messenger RNA from Suillus paluster, 156 nucleotides. RefSeq lists its product as uncharacterized. The record is from RefSeq and is a predicted model, not a curated record. The transcript has a single exon. Lineage: Eukaryota; Fungi; Basidiomycota; Agaricomycetes; Boletales; Suillaceae. The annotation marks the transcript as partial.